UGGUAAUGGAUUACGAAAGUGAUUGUAAUAUUUUAUAAAAAUAUAACUUUAACUUAUUGAAUUAAAUACAUUGAACGUGAUGAUGUGCAAACUAAAACACGACUUGGACUUUACUGUGCCGUAACAUUUAUCCAGGCAAAGUUAUACGAUGUAUUUUAAACCGCUCUUUAUCGUGAUAGUGUCGCUUGCACCUUUCUUAUUUAGUUUAGAGGGUGAUUUUGUUUUUGAUGAUUCAGAAGCUAUUGUAAAGAACAAGGAUGUUACCUCCGGGUCUUGGUUGGACAGUUUUGGAAACGACUUCUGGGGUACAAGCAUAACGAGCAACCACAGUCACAAGUCUUACCGGCCUUUGACAAUACUUACUUUUAGGCUAAACUAUGUUUUCAAUAACCAAGAACUAUCAGCAACUCAAUUUAAAGUUACAAACUUAAUUUGUCAUACAGUAUGUUGUAUAUUGGUAUGGAAAUCUUAUAAUUGUAUAUGGGCAAAAGUAAAAAGGAAGAAUGAAGAAAAUAAUACAGUGGAUGUGCCUUUUUUAGCAUCUCUGCUGUUCUCAGUACACCCUGUACAUGUAGAGGCUGCAUCUGGUAUAGUGGGAAGAGCAGACCUGCUAGCAGCUAUAACAUUCCUUUUAUCAUUCCUUAUUUAUGAUAUAUCAAUGAAGAAUAAGAAUGUAUUUAAUAUUUAUUUACUUAUGGCUGUAAUAUUAGCGGGAUUAUCAAUGCUGUUCAAAGAAAAUGGUGUGACCAUUAUGGGAGUAUGUUGUGUAUAUGAUGCAAUCCUCCACUUUAGAAUAAGAAAACUUGAAAGACUGAAGAACAAAACAGAUAUACUAAAAAUUAUACAUGUGGAUGUAAAAUGCAUUUUUAGAAUAACUAUAAUGACUUUAUCUGCAAUAUUUUUUCUGUAUGCAAGAUGGGCAGUUAUGGCAGGGACUAAACCAGAAUUUAAACCUACUGAUAACCCUGCAGCAUUUAGUGAUAAUCUCUUUAGUAAGAUUGCAACCUACAAUUAUAUUUAUUUUUUAAAUAUUUUGCUGCUGAUAUGGCCACAGUGGCUGUGUUACGACUGGUCAAUGGGAUGUAUACCUCUCAUAAACAAUGUACUAGACUUUAGGAUAUUGUUUAUAUUGGUCAUGUACCUGUACAUAUUCUUAUUUAUAAAAGCAGUGAGUAGUCGAAAAUAUGAACAAUCAAGAAAAGGAAUAUUACUGGCUUCAAUGCUUAUGUUAAUACCCUUUUUGCCAGCGACAAAUAUUAUUUAUCCAGUGGGAUUUGUGAUUGCUGAAAGAAUUUUAUACAUUCCAUCUAUAGGAUAUUGCUUACUCACUGUUAUUGGAUUAGAAAAAAUAUUACAACAUAAAAGACAAUUCCAAAAGAUAGUUAUUGCUGUAUUCUUCUGCAUAAUAUUAAUCUACGCAAUUAAAAGCUGGCGAAGAGCUUACGACUGGCAGAGCGAAUACAACCUCUUUACAAGUGCUCUUUCUGUUUGUCCGCUGAAUGCAAAAGUACACUACAACGUGGCAAAAGUUGCUGACGCUAAACAAAAUUCGAGUUGGGCUAUAGAUGAAUAUAAAGAGGCGCUUAGACUGUAUCCAGAAUACUAUCAAGCGAUGAACAAUUUGGCAAAUUUAUUGAAAAAUAAGAAACAUUACUCCGAAGCGGAAUCAUAUUUAAGGAAGGCCAUUUAUUACAAAAAAGACUUUCCAGCGGCGUGGAUGAAUCUUGGAAUAGUUUUAGCGAACACUGGACGCUAUGACGAAUCGCAGGGCGCUUACAAAACGGCACUACGCUAUAGGAAAAACUAUGCAGAUUGUUUUUACAAUUUAGGCAAUUUGUAUUUGGAAAUGAACAGGACCGAUAAGGCAGUGGAGAACUGGUAUCAAGCAAUAAAUUCAAACCCAAAACAUGUUUCCGCUUGGACCAACUUACUAGCACUAUUGGACAACACAGGUCAAAUUGAGAAAGCUCUUCAAAUAAUACCGAAAGCUCUCACAGAAUUGCCAGACAGUCCAUCCAUCUACUUCGCGAUUGCUAAUAUUUAUGGCAAACGCGAGCAAUACACGACAGCAGAGAAGUAUUUUCUUCAGGCGAUCAGUUUAUUCAAAGAACGUGUACAAGCUAUCCAUUAUGCUAAUCUCGGAGUAUUAUACCACCGCUGGAAAAAAAUUAAUUUAGCAAAGCAAAUGUAUAAAAGGGCUCUUGAAAUAGACCCAAAAUUUCCAAGUGCUAUUAAAAAUCUUCAAAACUUGGAAAAACUGAAAAUAAAAAUAUAAAACAUU
This is a messenger RNA of Maniola jurtina (meadow brown), 2281 nucleotides long. Its product is annotated as protein O-mannosyl-transferase TMTC4-like. The coding region runs from base 149 to 2275 and encodes 708 amino acids. The record is from RefSeq and is a predicted model, not a curated record. Lineage: Eukaryota; Metazoa; Arthropoda; Insecta; Lepidoptera; Nymphalidae. Gene Ontology annotation, molecular function: protein binding; mannosyltransferase activity. The transcript has 11 exons. Gene Ontology annotation, cellular component: endoplasmic reticulum. Gene Ontology annotation, biological process: protein O-linked glycosylation via mannose; endoplasmic reticulum unfolded protein response.